GUGGCUUCCUUUCUUAAGCCUCUCUCAGUCUUGGUCCCAAACCUGAGAGGCUUGUGCCUGGGAGAGCCCAGCCACUGAGCCGUGACGUGAGAAGCCAAGACCGGCGGCGGAAGGUUUCCUCUCAGUGGCACACUCAGAGACACAGGUGUACAAAUAGCCACCUGAGACCUGACCUGAAGCCAGAGGAAACCGGCUGAAAGCCUGCAGAUCAGACCCAACAUGUGCAGCACCAGUGUGUACGACCUGGAAGACAUCCCCCUGGAAGACGAUGAUCCGAACAGCAUAGAGUUCAAAAUCCUGGCCUUCUAUGCCAGACACCAUGUCUUCAAGAGCACCCCGGCUGUCUUCUCCCCCAAGCUCUCCAGAACCAGAAGUUUGUCCCAGAAAGCACUGGGGACUUGGUCAACUGAUUCCUGGACACAGAUAUCGUUGCCCUGUAGAGAUUCCCCCUCCAGUGAAAAGCACAUAAGCUUGGGCAAGAAGAAGUCUUCUUGGAGAACACUCUUCAGAGUAACAGAAAAGGAGGAAGAGCCGCCGAGCUCCCCAAAGGAGUUCCAUGCUCAGGGCCCCUUCCCGGUAGAGCGGCAGGGUAGGCACUGGUCCAGAUCCCUGUCCAGCGUGGAGCAGCGCCUGGAGAGUGAAGCUGUGGAUUCGAAAGUUGCCUGUAUUGCUAACAGAGUGGCUGAAAUAGUUUACUCCUGGCCACCACCGGAUGACAGCCAGAGCCAGGGAGGAGGCAAGUUCAAAGACAGCAUCCCAAAGAUUCUGCACUUUGAAUUGCAAGGCCCUCAAUCGAGAGCCUGCGACUCGAAGAAAGAUGGAGAAGACCAAAUAAUAAGCAGGAUUGUCGAACUGCUGAAAUACUCGGGGGAUCAGUUGGGAAGAGAGAUAAAGAGAGACAAGGCUUUGAUGAGCACCUUCCAGGAAGGGCUGUCCUACUCGGUGUUCAGGACCAUCACAGACCUGUUCCUGAGGGACGUGGAUACCAGAGGAGAGUCAGAGAUCAAAGCUCAGGGCUUCAAGGCUGCCCUUGCAAUAGAUGCCAUAGCCAAGCUCACCGCCAUCGACAACCACCCAAUGAACAGGAUGCUGGGCUUUGGGACCAAGUACCUAAGAGAGUACUUCUCCCCCUGGGUCCAGCAGAACGGUGGAUGGGAAAAAAUACUUGGGCUAUCACAUGAAGAAGUAGACUGAAAUAGCCAAAGACCUGUCGUCUGGAAUGUUCCUUGUGCAACAGCGGUCCCUGUGCCCACUGCUCUCAAUAUAGACUUCAGGAGAAAAUCAGAACGGACACAGCAGAUGAAGCCCAAAAUGUCUAGAACCAUCCUUCCUUUGACUCAAGAGGCAUCUGGAGAGGCCUUGCUCUCUCAGCUCAUAGAAGUCAUUAGCAUGGUCUUUGCUGAGGGUAUUCCAGUCCUGUGCUGAAUGUGACAGAGUCCAUAAAGAUGAGUGAUCAUUUUACCUUUAAAUGUUCAGAACAGAAACCACCCUGUUAGCUACACUGGAGGAAGCGUCUGGCAUGGGUCUGUUGGUCUCAUGGAGGUAAAACGAUAAACUGUGUGCUUACU
Molecule: messenger RNA, 1568 nt
Organism: Rattus rattus (black rat)
Lineage: Eukaryota; Metazoa; Chordata; Mammalia; Rodentia; Muridae
Gene: Bcl2l14
Product: BCL2 like 14
Exons: 6
Coding region: 220-1194 (324 amino acids)
Biological process (GO): regulation of apoptotic process
Source: RefSeq, a predicted model, not a curated record